AAGCAUUCUCAACUCAAAUAUCAGGUUUCUUAGUUUCUUGAAUUAGCUAUACUCAAUAAUGUCUCGAAUAUUUAUUUGCUUGUUCGUCUUGAUUGGAGCUAUGUCUUCAGUGAUGUGUCAGCUCCUAGGUCACGUCGGAGUAUGCAACGGGCGACUCGGCAACAACCUGCCCUCUGAGCGAGACGUGGUGGAGCUCUACAAGGCCAACGGAAUCAAGAGAAUGCGAAUCUACGACCCCAACGCGAACACCCUUGCCGCCCUAAACGGGUCCGACAUCGAGCUCAUCCUUGACGUCCCUAACGUCGACCUCCACUCCCUGGAAUUCGACGCCACCCAAUGGGUCGAAAACCACGUCCUCCCAUACUUUCCGGGCACCAAAAUCCGGUACAUCGCGGUGGGCAACGAAAUCGACCCCGCCAAAAACGAAACCAAACCAUUCGUCCCUCAACUCCUCCGCGCCAUGGAAAACAUCCACAAAGCCCUCACAAAAUUCCAACUACAAAACCAAAUCAAGGUCUCCACGGCGACAUAUUCCGCCGUGUUGAAGGACACCUUCCCGCCGUCGCGCUCCGCCUUCAACGACAGUGGUUUCAUGCCUCCGGUGGUGAACUUCCUGGCGUCGAUCGGAUCUCCGCUUCUAGUGAAUAUAUACCCUUACUUUGCCUACAUCGGAGACCCCAUCAAUGUGAAGCCCGAAUUUGCUUUGUUUACUUCUCAACAAGUUGUGCGUGAUAAUGGGUUGGAGUAUCGGAACCUCUUCGACUUGAUGGUUGACGGCGUUUACUACGCGAUGGAGAAGGCCGGGGGCAAAGGCGUCGGGGUGGUGGUGUCGGAGAGUGGGUGGCCGUCGGGUGGCGGAGGAAGCGUGGAGACGUUGGGGAAUGCGGAGACGUACUACCAGAAUUUGAUCAGACACGUCGUCGGCGGGACGCCGAAGAAGAAGGGGGCGUUGGAGACCUACUUGUUUGCCCUGUUUGAUGAGAAUCAGAAGCCGGGCAAAACGACUGAGCAGCAUUUUGGCCUCUUUUAUCCUAAUAAGACUCCUAAAUAUAAUAAGCUCGGAUUAAGGAGCGGCUAAUUAAGUUAAGUUGUGUUUCAUCCUUGUCUAUCUAUAUAUACUCCAUAUAGAUGGGUUCAAGUGAGAAUUGUCUCUUAGAUGAGAAAUAAGAGAUUGAUGUAUGUUAUUCAUUGUUGCCCAAAAAUAAUGGACAAGAUUAUAAAGUUGGUCCAA
Messenger RNA from Salvia hispanica, 1231 nucleotides. RefSeq names its product glucan endo-1,3-beta-glucosidase-like. Gene Ontology annotation, molecular function: hydrolase activity, hydrolyzing O-glycosyl compounds. The record is from RefSeq and is a predicted model, not a curated record. Gene Ontology annotation, biological process: carbohydrate metabolic process. NCBI's taxonomy places the organism in Eukaryota, Viridiplantae, Streptophyta, Magnoliopsida, Lamiales, Lamiaceae.